CCUAGUGGGGAAAGCAAGGCGGUUGGCCUGCGGUCGGGGCCCGCGUCCCCUCCGCCUCUCCGCCGACGCCUCUCGACGUGGCACUCUGCCGGGGCGUUCCCGGCAGCCCCAGGCCGAGGAUCUGGGCGCGGCCCGCACCCCCCUCCUAGCCCCAGGGCGUGGUCCGCCGGACGGGCGUCCCGUCGGGGAAGGGCGCCUGUUGCGGCCGCGGCGCGCGGGCCAGGUGCACCCACUUCGACCCCACCCGGAUGGGGCCCCCGCCCAAGGCAGCGCUCACCGUGGAGUUCCGCCUCGAGCCCGGCGACUGGUGCUCCCACUCGCGUUGCUGCAGCAAGAGACAAAAGAGCGGCGCCCGCCCCUCGCCUUAUAUAUGCCGCGCCCCGCCCCGCCCCUCACCCGCCGCAGCGGGGGCGGUGCUGAUAGGCGAGGGGCGGGGGCAGCGCGGGCGGCUCGCUUCCCCGCCGCGCCCUCAGCCCGGGCUGCCUUGGGGGCUGGGCGCGGCACUUCCUGCUCCGGGGCCCCAGCGCCCCGCGCCCCCAGCCCGCGGUGACCCCGCGGUGGAAGCUGUCGGUGCUGCCGGGACGGGUCAGUCAGCUGCUGCUGGUUUGGACCAGGCUGGGCUUGGUUGCAGGUUGCCAGCUGAAUCUAGGUCUGCAGGACCAGGAACUAGCUGGUGCUUAUUCUUCUCAAGGUCCUGGGAGUUUACUCCGUGCAUCCAGGAGAUAGGAAAAGAGGAAACAAAUACAAGACUGCACUGGAGUUUUUAUGGACCAGUCUUAGAGUUGUGAAACAUCCUCCUUUUGGGUACCAGUUUUGCCAGCCUGGAGAAUAGCUGCACGAGUCUCGCACAAAGGAGCCAGCUGCCAUGUUGUGAGCAGUUCUACAGAGAGGACCACGAAGUGAGGGAGUGCCAGUCUGUGGCCAACAGCCAGUGAGGAGCUGAGGCGAUCAACAAGCGAGUUUGGAAGCAAGUCCUCUGGCCCCAGAUCUCAGUGGAAAGCCUUGAGGUCCUGGAUUUUGCCUGCCACCGAUCUGUGCGUGAAGUUUGCUCUGUGCACCAGUGCUUGUUAAUGUGUUCAAUCCUUUAUUGUCUACACCUUUUGUCUUAGUCAUGAGGGCUGACAUGACAGAAUGCUAUAGACUGAGUAGCUUAUAAACAAUAGAAAUUUAUCUCUCACUAUUCUGGAGGUGCGACAGUCCAAGCUGCUGGCAGGUUCAGUGUCUAGUCAGGAUGUGUUACCUGCUUCCUAAACGGCCAUCUUAUCACUGUGUCCUCACCUAGUAGAAGGGGAAAGGCAGCUCUCUGGGGUCUCUUUUAUAUGGACAUGAAUCCCAUUCAUGAGGGCCCCACCUUCAUGACCUGAUCACCUCCCAAAGGCCCACCUCCUAAUACCAUCAUCUUGGAGAUGAGGACCCAAACAUUCAGCCUAUGGCACCAGUGUUCCACGUUGAUAAAACUCUUCGAAGAGUCACUCUGAUGCGAGAAAAUUAUACCUAAGAACAAAUGAGGCUUUGUUCCUUAGGUUGUGAAUUUUUCAUCUCUAGGGCAUGGUAUUAGAUAAUGAGGAGGUAUGGGUCACACAUGGGGUUAGGAAAUGAUGAAUAGAAGGAUUACAGAGAAAAUAAGAACAUGUAUUCUUAUUUCUUCAUUAAGUCCAUCGAGAUUUGUCUGAGUAUCUGUGCUGAGUAUCUGUGAUAUAGAGACGAGUAAGCUGUGGUUCCUGUCCUAAGGAUCAUACAGUCUAGUGGACGACACGGAUUUGAAAGAAACCUAAAAUGUUGGUGGAAUCAAAUAGAGCCAGUGUAAGAGUAACGACUGCGGACGCCAUGGAGCAGGGAUCGGCCGUCCCUGUCAAGCGCUGUCGGAUUUCUAGCCAACAGAAAUCGUGACUCUCAUACCUGGAUGUCGUUUUAAACCACUGAGUUUUGGGGGAUGAUUUGUUAUGUAGAGCAAACUGGGGCACACGGUGAAAAUCUCUCUCCCCGCCCCCAAGCCCCAAAUCUCCCAUUUCCUUCCUUGGGAGCAAUCCCUGCUACUGGUCUUUUGUGCACUCUUUCAGAGAUGCUGGCAUUACAUAUGUGCGCACACAUAUUCUUUUAUUUUCACAAAAGAUAAUGUAUUAUCACACGGGAUGUUGAUUUGGGGGUUACAAAUGAAUUUUAACAAGUAAGUGAAUUCUCCAAUAGGGAAUCCAUGAGAAAUGAAGAUUGGCUGUUUUCAUUAAAAGUAUCAGUUAAAUUUUAAAAUGUUAAGAUGUUCAUAUAUAUUUUAAACGAUAUUUUCUCUUAAAAUAUUAUCUAGUAUUCGAAAGUGAAGUACAAAUAAUUAUUAAUGAAUUUCAAAAUUGUAAGCCAGCAUUAUUUUUUAUUUUAUUUUAUUUUAUUUUAUUUUAUUUUAUUUUAUUUUAUUUUAUUUUAUUUUAUUUUAUUUU
Messenger RNA from Prionailurus viverrinus (fishing cat), 2432 nucleotides. RefSeq names its product formin-like protein 20. Bases 249 to 788 code for a protein of 179 amino acids. NCBI's taxonomy places the organism in Eukaryota, Metazoa, Chordata, Mammalia, Carnivora, Felidae. The transcript is spliced from 6 exons. The record is from RefSeq and is a predicted model, not a curated record.